GUUUGAGCUCCAUAGGUAAAAUGAAAGAAACGUCAAUGUGAAAUGUUUCAAUAGCAGCCAACAGCCGGAGGAGCUUCGUGCAAAGUUUAAAAUAACGUUAUCAAGCCUUGCACAUGUUGACCUUGAAAUCAAGUUGACAUUUGUACACAUAUCAAACGUGGAAAUAAUCAGCGUUGAUAAAACACCGACUGUCACGGCUAAACACAUUAGAAGUUCCACACAGACCGUGUUUUACAGGGCUUGUUUCAUGGACGAUUCAUUCCAGAAGAAGGUGAAAUACAAUGUUUUGUUUACAACCACCUCUGUGGAAAUGGAAAUCUCACAGAAGAAGGAAGGGGGAAGUUCAGACAUGCGGACAGGGCUCCGCGCAGCCUGCGCCAUGCCGCGCUCUUAAACCGCAGCAGCUCUCCACGUCCUCCAGAGGCGAUGCUGGAGUUUGGCGAGACGAGCGGGCGGCGCAGAGGCAGCUAUCAUGCCGUAAGCGCAGGCUUAAAAUAGUAAGGGCAAGGUUUUUUUUUCAUUUGGCAUUAACUUGCUGUUUUCACCGCUCUCCGACAACAUGGAGGACUGGAGGCAAUGCGCGAUGUGGCUGAUCAGCUGCAACGUGCUGCCCGCCAACCACCGGGUGACUGCGGACACGGCGCAGGUGUUCGACCUGGCGCAAACCCUGCGGGACGGGGUGCUGCUUUGCCAACUGCUGAACAACUUGAGACCUCACACUAUCAACCUGAAGGAGAUCAAUCUCAGGCCACAGAUGUCACAGUUCCUGUGCUUGAAGAACAUUCGUACAUUUCUGACUUGUUGCUGUGACGUGUUUGGGAUGAAGAAAAAGGACUUAUUUGAAUCCUUCGACCUCUUUGAUGUUCGAGACUUUGGAAAGGUUAUGGACACACUAUCCAAGCUCUCCUACACAGCAAUUGCACAGCAAGGAGUAAUCAAGCCAUUUCCCACAGAGGAAAGCCUCAAAGACGAGGACAUUUACAAUAAUCUGGGAGACUUGAUUGAUGAGAAUGCCCCCGAGGAUGAGGACGACUUGUAUGCAGCGGUCUACGGGCUGGAAGAAGACUACGCAGGUGGAGAGAUCUAUGAAGACCUCAUGAGGAAUGAGCAGCAUCCCCCUUCGGCAGAGGUGGAUGUCCGGAGCUGCUGCCUCACAGAGAUCAAACAGACGGAGGAGAAAUACACAGAGACCCUGGAGUCCAUCGAGAAGUAUUUCCUGAACCCUCUCAGGAAGUUUUUCUCUGUGGCUGAAAUCGACAAAGUUUUUGUCAACAUUCCAGAACUGGUUAAAGUUCACAAGAGCCUGAUGGUCGACGUGCAGGACUCCAUCUUAAACAAAAAUGCCUUAAAUCUCUACCAGAUUUUCAUCAGCUACAAAGAGAGGCUGCUUAUUUAUGGGAUAUACUGCAGUCAGGUGGAGAUCGCUAUUGCUGUGUUAGACCUCAUUUGCAAAGAGAAAGAGGAUGUCCGUCUAAAGCUUGAGGAAUGCUCGAAGAGAGCCAACAAUGGCAAGUUUACGCUGAGGGACCUGCUGGUUGUCCCGAUGCAGAGAGUCCUCAAGUACCACCUACUUCUUCAGGAACUAGUCAAACACACUCACGAUGCUGCUGACAAGAAUAACUUGAAGAUUGCUCUUGAUGCCAUGAAAGACCUGGCUCAGUUUGUCAACGAGGUGAAGAGAGAUAAUGAGACACUGAGGGAGAUCGACCAGUACCAGAGGUCUAUUGAAAACCUGAAUCAGCCUCUAUUCAGCUAUGGUCGACCAAAAGGUGACGGAGAGGUGCGCAUGGUCUCCAGUGUUGACAGGAGGAAACAGGACAGACACAUAUUUCUUUUUGAUGUGGCUGUCAUUGUUUGCAAGAGAAGAGGAGACAACUAUGAGAUGAAGGACAUACUUGACCUCAACAACUUCAAGAUCACAAACAACCCUACCACCGACAGAGAGGGUAAAAAGUGGUGCUACGCGUUCUACGUGACUCACCAGCAGGGGCACGCAGGCUUUGAGUUCUUUUUUAAGACCAGAGAACUGAAGAAGAAGUGGCUGGAUCAGUUUGAAAUGGCCAUAUCAAAUAUUCGUCCAGAGAAAGCCAACCACAACACCCACCAGUUCAUGAUGCACACCUUUGAAAGGAUCACUUCCUGUAGUUUCUGUCACCUGUUGCUCAGGGGCAUCUUUAACCAGGGUUACCUCUGUCUGAAAUGUGGGCUGGGGGCUCAUAAGGAGUGUCUGGGUCGACUGGAAAUCUGUGGGAAAACAGAUUCUGCCAAGCCCAAACCCAAGGAAAAUACAACACCACCAGACCCAGGUUUACCCAGGAUGGUUGUGAUCAGAGACUACAGUGGCGUCCCCUGUCCCCAGUGUGGGCCCCCGCUCAGCAUUCAUGCGGGAGAUGUCAUUGAACUGAUGUUUGCCGACCUGCACAGCUCCUGGUGGCAGGGAAGAAUUCUGGCGACAAGCAAGAUUGGCUUCUUUCCAAGUGAUGCUGUGAGGCCCUGCCCAUGUGUUCCAAAACCUGUCGAUUACUCUGCCCAUCUCUGGUUUGCAGGUCCCAUGGAGAGAUACCAGGCUGAGGUGGAGCUUCUGGACCGAGAAAACGGAACCUAUCUGGUUCGUCACAGGAGUAAAGAGUGCACCGAAUACGCCAUUAGUAUAAAGUUCAACGAUAAAGUCAAGCACAUUAAGAUUCUGACCAAGGAUGGCUGCUUUUACAUCGCUGAGAGUCGGCUGUUCAAGACUGUGCUGGAUUUGGUGGAAUACUACAAGCAGCAUUCUUUGAAGGAGGGUUUCAGCAGUCUUGACACCACUCUGCAGGUUCCCUAUAGAGAACUGUCCAAUGGAAGCAUACCCAAGGCCAUUACCAGGUCUGGCACUGUGUUUUCUCCCAGGGUGAUGGGUGUUGCAGUGGCACGUUAUGACUUCUGCUCCAGAGACACACGGGAGCUCUCCCUGCUGCAAGGAGACGUGAUCAAGAUCUACACCAAAAUGUCCAAUGGGUGGUGGAAGGGCGAGAUCGACGGCAGGAUGGGCUGGUUCCCUUCAACCUACGUGGAAGAGGAGGACUGACUUUGUGGGAUGAAUGACUAUUCAGCGUCCAUUCGAAGCCGACCACCUCCGGCGACUUCCAUGUUGCUCGGCCACUCUGUGCCCUGCAAGUCUGAUCUCUUUGAUAAAACCCAAAGACUUAAGACUAAAGAGAAAGCGGCGAUACCCUCAAACACCUUCUCCUGCCCUCUGACAGACUCUCACACAGAGCAGAUGUCAAAUCACAGAUUCCAGGAGCGUCAAGCCAUAUCUCGCCUCUAUGUGUCUGCUCCCACGGCACCAUGGGAAGUGCGUGUGCUGUACCCAGAUAACCCUACACCCACCCUUUCUGCUCACCUUGUCUCAUUAUUGAUGACUCCAUCGGCUGGUGUGAGACUUGCCUUCACUGUCAUCGUGUUUCAAUACCAGGAAGGCUCAGUCACCCAACUGGAACACAGAUCCUGCUGACAGUGCACCAACCAGGUACCACUCCAAAUUGAAAUGCAGGAGCUGAGGAGCUUUGACUGUGGUUGGAACAUGGCCCCCUCGGCUGUUCAGGUUUUUGUACUCAACUUUCUGUCUAAGACUUUUAUUUUUAACAGUUUAAAUCACUGGACGGAUUUAAACUACGUGAUAUUUAAAUGCAAUCGCUGAAACGAUUCAACGUUGUUUGAAAAAAGGAUUUCAGUUCCACAGCGUGAAGGAUGGAUCUGUCAUGCAGUGUGUUUGCAACUUAAUGACUAUUAGUCUUGUGGAGCCAGAAGUGAUUUGGUCAUAUCAUUACAGAACAAGACAUCUUCAGACAAAGUAGUUGUGGAAUAAUGUUGUGGAACGUGUUUGAAUCCAUCGAUGAUAAAGUUGUGUCUCCAAGCUUU
Messenger RNA from Cyclopterus lumpus (lumpfish), 3897 nucleotides. RefSeq names its product guanine nucleotide exchange factor VAV3-like. The coding region runs from base 560 to 3064 and encodes 834 amino acids. The record is from RefSeq and is a predicted model, not a curated record. The transcript is spliced from 27 exons. Gene Ontology annotation, molecular function: protein binding; guanyl-nucleotide exchange factor activity. Gene Ontology annotation, biological process: cell migration; intracellular signal transduction; regulation of GTPase activity. Gene Ontology annotation, cellular component: plasma membrane; cytoplasm. Lineage: Eukaryota; Metazoa; Chordata; Actinopteri; Perciformes; Cyclopteridae.